Molecule: messenger RNA, 2817 nt
Organism: Beauveria bassiana ARSEF 2860
Lineage: Eukaryota; Fungi; Ascomycota; Sordariomycetes; Hypocreales; Cordycipitaceae
Exons: 3
Coding region: 1-2817 (938 amino acids)
Source: RefSeq, a predicted model, not a curated record
AUGACAAAACCCAGAACUAUUAGCGACAGCGGCUGUCCGUCGGCGUCACUACCUCAAAAGUCCUCGCGUCUUGGUUCGUUUUCCGCUUUCGUCAAGAUACGACGCAAAGGCUCCGUCAAGGAAUCUUCAAUUCCAUCACCGCACAACAAAUCGCACGCGACACCAAGUGAGACCGACCUGACCGACAGUAAUACCCUGCGACAGAGCGACUCCGCCUCAUUCCACGAACCUGAGAGCCUUGUCCGCGAGCUGCAGUCCCUCGUCCAGCGCAUGCGCUCCGCUCCGUCGGCGCCGAGCCAAGUCGACCACGCCUACAAAGAAUUUCUGAAAAUAAAAGACCGAUGCUCCGCGCUAUGUCUCGCCAUCAUGCAAGAGGAGCUCAAGCCUCUACGUUCCUCGCCUAGCACCAAUGAAACGUUUUUGCGCCAAGACUUAGAUACCGAAGCACCGCGUAGUCCCGGGAUGCUCGACAACAGAAGCUCUUUCAGCGGCAAGAGCCUCGCUGAAGUUGUUUCAGCCAAUGGUGGCAAUCGCUCAGGGUUGCAGGGCGCUGACCUGUGGAUGGGCCCCAUUCGCGACUGGAAGGCCUGUGUGGAGGCGCUCAACGAAGCCUUUCGAACUAGCCUGGCGGAGACGUACAAGACUUACGAGAGGGACGCGACACAUGAGAUGAUUGAGACCCUUUUUAACAACAAGAGAUUUCGACGUGAUGCGGUAACUCGUAUGCGCAAUGCGUCCGUGACCAGAGUAUUGGCUCCUGAUCCGCAAUUCUUUCCCCGAUAUGAAAUCCGGUUCAGGAAUUACGAAAAGGCCAAGGAGGAGUUGAUCGCGGUUCGGCAAAUUGUCCAAGCCGUCGAAUCAGGCAUCUCACCAUCGCGAGAAAUUCGUGAAGUUACAAUUUCGGAGCAAGGAGACGCAAUCUUGGAAUUCGCAAAUACUACUGCCGGCUGCUCAACCGACGAUCCGGUGUUACGAUUCCGUGUUUCAUCACGAAUGCUGACAGAGACGUCGCCUAUCUUUGCGCGCAUGUUCUCCGGCCCCGCAAGCAGCGUACACCUGCACGAUGCUGAGGACAUCACGGCGCAACUCCCUCCGCAGCCCUCCAAGUAUUACUACAAGGGCGAGACAGAGACUUGGUUGUAUCGUAUGCCGCAGACAGAAGCGGACAAGCUGGACUCUUUGUCAAUCCUAUUGCACGCAGCGCACGUGAAUCACAAGCACGUACCGCGGGAUAUCAAUUUUGACCAGUUCGUGGCGAUUGCAGAAUCAUCAAUACGGUACAAGAGCACCUCACCUCUAGAACUGAUGGUUGAGCACAGGUGGCUGCCACAAUGGAUGCAUCGUGUUUCGGAUGACAUGUCUGACGGCCUUCUCAUCAUCAGCUACGCAUUUGGCUCGCGCGGCUUAUUCAGUAGACUGUCUAAGAGCGCCAUCUUACAUCUAAGAGAUGAAAGAGACCUACAAAGCAAACCGUGGCCACAAAAGAUCAAGGACAAAAUUUGGGCUGUGCGUUCCGCCAAGAUUGCGCAGCUGCAUGACUGUUGCACAGCGGCGUUGCAAGAAUACACAAAACCUCCGACAAGCGAGCCUGCACUAGCCGCGGAGCCGGAUGAGCCGCCUCCAACUAUCUGGGGAAGUCUGGGCAGUGUUACACCGCAGACCCCCACACUAGCUCUCACAACGACGACGAGAUGUCCUAAAGGAAGCCACUGGUGCGACGCGACGAAUCUUGGCUGGCUCUUGAUGGCUUUCAAUAACAUGAAUAUGCUGCCCAUCGUGGUGCAGUCCAAGGCUCUGGCAGGAGAGCUAGAAGUGCCGCUUUCGUCAAAAAGUUUGGCGCAAAUCGUGGAUCUGCUACGACUGCUGCCGAGUCCCCCAGCCCCGGUCCAUCGCGGCGGUGUCUGCGACCCAAUCCCGUCGUUUCGAACCGCAGUGGCCGACAUCUACAAUAGCGUCACCGGCUUGACCCUAUUUGACAUUAGCGGCAAGAGUCACGGCUGGGCGCUGUCCAAGCACGCCAUGUCGGAGCCCCAGUCGCAAGUCGCUACAGGGCUCGGCCGCAUGGCCGCGGCCGACGAUGGCUACACCGUUGCAACUGAGUUUCCGGAGAGCGUUCUGCUGCAGAUUCUUGGCGCAAUCACCGACAUUACGGACCUGCACGCCGCGGCACGCGUCAACCGCGCGUUCUAUGAAACGUACAAGACGUAUGAGUUGCUGCUGAUGCGCAACAUUCUGCGGGCGGGCUCGACGAUGCGGGCGGGCUCAGCGACGAACCACGUACAGCCACUGACUAUGAAUAAUGCCGAGGACAAGAUGCGGAAGUCAGAUUCGGAUUACCUCAAAGACCACAUGGCCAAUGACAGAACGCGCGGCUCCGUGACGCCAGACAGUGAAUAUGACGAGCGUACCGCCGAAUCAGACAGCGACCUCGAAAGCGAUGAAAUGCCCACGGUUGCCACCCCUGCGGAGCCUGCCUGCGACGAGGCCGACAGCGCGCCACCGCCGCUGCCGGCACCCUUGGAGGCCAGCAACAUGAUCGAGUCGGUCCUCUCUAAUCUGGCGUCGACGCGGCCGCGCGAACCCUCCGACGACGGAGACUUGUACGAAGCGCGCGAAGCGCCGAUGACCAUGGAGGAGGCGAGUCGAAUCCUGUGGUCUGACAAAUACGACGAGUCGGCGACGCCGAGAGCCGCCGCGCGAGACACCGAUCUGCGGGAAAAGUUCCUGCUCGACGACGGGCUGCUGACAAAGGGCCUCGAGAGUAAGACGCUGAUGCUGGUCAGUGAGAAGAGGCUCUCGGAAGAGACGGCCAAAUGA